Molecule: messenger RNA, 2397 nt
Organism: Hirundo rustica (Barn swallow)
Lineage: Eukaryota; Metazoa; Chordata; Aves; Passeriformes; Hirundinidae
Gene: RASSF2
Product: Ras association domain family member 2
Exons: 12
Coding region: 302-1270 (322 amino acids)
Biological process (GO): positive regulation of JNK cascade; regulation of non-canonical NF-kappaB signal transduction; positive regulation of protein kinase activity
Cellular component (GO): nucleus; cytoplasm
Source: RefSeq, a predicted model, not a curated record
GGGACACGGCCGCUGCUCCUCUGGAAUACUGAACUCCCCCAAACUCUCUCCAAACUCUCCCUGGGGUGCUGGGACUGGAUGUGCAGGAUGGGACCCCGAUCCUGGGAGCGCUGAGUGCCGGCUCAGAGGACGGAGCGAUCGGGCCGGAGAACAAUAGCGGCGCUGGAAAACAAUGGAGCCGCCGCAGCUCCCCGCGUAGGGAUGCGGGCCGGACGCGGGGCAGGAAUCGCAGCCCAGGAGUAGCGGCCGGGCCGGAGGCAGCGCAGGAUCCGCGGGACGCGCUCGGCUCCCAUGCCCCGCGAUGGAGUUGGGCGGCGGAGGGGACGCGGUGCCCUGCGGGAAGGACAAAUUCAUCUCCAGGAAUGAGCUGCUCCUGCACCUGAAGACCUACAACAUCUACUACGAGGGGCAGAACCUGCAGCUGCGGCACCGGGAGGAGGAAGGGGAGCUGAUCGUGGAGGGGCUGCUGAACAUCUCGUGGGGGCUGCGCCGCCCCAUCCGCCUGCAGAUGCAGGACGACAACCAACGCAUCCGCCCGCCGCCCUCCUCCUCCUCCUGGCACUCGGGCUGCAACCUGGGCGCCCAUGGGUCCGUGCUGAAGCCCAGCACCCUGCCGGACAUCCCGGUGACGGACGGGAACCCCGCACCCGGCACGGAGCAUCCCGGGAAUGGCGCAGCCCCCAGGCCGGCGGACGAGGCCCCGCAGCUGAUGCGGACCCGCAGCGACGUCGGGGUGCGGCCCCGCGGCAGCGCCCGCACGCCCGGGGAGCAGCGGCGGCUGCGGCGGCACCGCUUCUCCAUCAACGGCCACUUCUACAACCACAAGACCUCGGUGUUCACGCCCGCCUACGGCUCGGUCACCAACGUGCGCAUCAACAGCACCAUGACCACGCCGCAGGUGCUCAAACUGCUGCUGAACAAAUUCAAGAUCGAGAACUCUGCAGAGGAGUUUGCUCUGUACAUGGUGCACACGAGUGGAGAGAAGCAGAAGCUGCGCGGCAGCGACUUCCCGCUGCUCGCCCGCAUCCUGCAGGGCCCCUGCGAGCAGGUGUCCAAGGUGUUCCUCAUGGAGAAAGACCAGGUGGAAGAGGUCACCUACGACGUCGCCCAGUACAUCAAAUUCGAGAUGCCCAUCCUCAGGAGCUUCAUCCAGAAGCUGGAGGAGGAGGAGGAUCGGGAAGUGAAGAAGCUGAAGCACAAAUACUCCAUCCUGCGGCUGAUGAUCGAGCAGAGGCUGGAGGAGAUUUCUGAGGGCCCGACGGCGAUGUGAGCGUCCGGGGGAUGUGCUGCACCGAAUCCCAACCCCGAAACGCUCCCGGUGUCCACCUGGAUGGCCCCAGCCCCGAGCCGACCCUCCCUCCCACGCCUUCACCCCUGCAGGAUCCUCGGGGGGCUCCUCCCAGGGAGGCUCUGGCUGGUGGCAGCUUCAGCCAAAAACCUCAAAUCCCUGGAAAAUGCAGGGAAAAUAACAAAAAAAAAAAGGAAAAAGAGGAAAUCUGUGAGCAGCACAAAGGCAAGGAGAGGGUUGAGCAAGGGCUGCCAGCAUUCCAGAGCUGGAAUUUUGGGGGUUCAGUUUGGGAAUGCCCAACGUGGCUCCUGGUGAAGGACCUGCUGCUCGGCAGCGAGAGAGCACAAAAAAAUUCCUCUUAUUUUUAGCAAAAAAAGCACAUUCCUACCGCAAUAAUUCACAGGCGUCGGGAGGAUUUUGGAAAUCCGAAGGGUUGGCUGAGAUUUUGGGGCGGUUGAACCCUGACCUGAGGGCUCACAGGUGGAUUUCCAGCACAGGAGAAAAUCCCAUUUUUUUCCAGCGCCUUCCCCAAACCUGCAUCUGACCCCCUCCGUCCCCUGCUCUAAUUUGCACUAAUAUUUAGGGAUUUUUAAGAAAACCACGAUGUCAAACCUCUCUGGUAGCUGUAAAUGCCAAAUAGCACUCGCAGGGAUGGCUGAGGGCCUCGAGCGCCUCGAGGGAUGCUGGAUGGGAAAGGAGGGAAGGCAGGAGGUGGGGGAGGCAGAAAUAAAGAGGAUUUUAUUUUCCAAAUCCAUUUUCCAGCAGUGCCAGCAAAUGAUCCUGGUGAAACCAGGACCAGACCGGCUCCAUCAGCACAACCAGCUGGAAAAACCUCUUUCCUCCCAGGCUAAACCAGCAAUAUCCAUUUUAUACCUCGAUGUGAACUAAACCUCUGACUUUCUCCCCCUCCCUUUGAGUUUUUGCAACGCAUCUUUGUCAUUUUUUCUCUUUUUUAAAUUUUAAUGGUACAUUUUCCACCUUUAACUCAUGUUCAGGAAAGUGUUGUACAGCGAGAGGAGCUUUUGGUGUGUCUGAAGGAUGAUUGUGGCACUGCUGCGUGGAUUAACAAGGAAAUGAAAUAAAAUAUGUAGCAACUUAAUGCCGAACGA